UUUGUCGAUUCGUUCGUUAUAGGUUAUCAGUUAUUAGAGGUCGUUAAAUAUGAGAAUACGUUGACGCAAUGAUUCUUUAUUUGCACCAUUGUAUACGUAAUUUUUUCCUGUCUACGAUUACUGGUGUCACUGACGAUCGAGGGUUCCUGACACAUUACGAAAGAAGAAAGAAUUGAUCGAACGAAUGAGGUCCAACGUGUGCUCGUUUGCAUGUGACGUCGCAAAACGUAAUUAUCGCACGUUGCUGUUAUUUCCUCUUGGCCGAUGUCUUCGGCAAAAUCUGCCGGCGUCCUUUAAACAAUUCUCAUCGAUUUACGACAAUAAGAUCAUGCCACGUUCCGUCGAACAUAUGCUCGGCAUGCAACGGAUGAGACAGAAGAUAAAAGAAAAGUCAACGAAAUAUAUCGGAAACACAAAGGUGUCAUUACAGAUUCUUGGCACUGGAGCUUAUGGCACAUCACGAUGUGUCUAUUUGACAGCAGGUCACACAAGGUACAUUUUCAAUUGUGGUGAAGGGACGCAGAGAUUGGCAUACGAGCAUAAGUACAAGCUGAUCAAAUUGGAGCAUGUCUUUAUAACGUCGGCAACCUGGAAUAACUUGGGCGGCAUGCCAGGAAUGCUUCUGACAAUACAGGAUGCUGGGGUGCCGAAGAUCAAUAUACAUUGCCCCAAGGGGACGAUGGAGAUAUUCAACACGAUCAAGAAGACCGUGCUGCUGCAGGCUCUGAAGAUCAAUGAGAGCAAAUGUAACGAAUCAGAGCCGUACGUAGAUUCAGUUAUGUCUGUUUCAUAUGUUUCCAUUAUGAAUCCAAAUAUGCCACAGACAAGGCCUAUUAAUAUAGAAAAAGAUGUGAUCAAUAUUAAUUACUACGAUUAUAAGACCAACUCAAAUGGCAAGCUAGUACCUGAUAGAGUAACAGAGAAAAAGUCUAAAGUACCGAAGAUUGAUCAGAAGCCUGACAAUAGAAUAUCAUCUGUAAUGUCUUACAUUUGUAAAUUGCAUCCUCGAGCGGGUACAUUAUCCUUAGAGAAGUGUAUAGAGAAGGGGGUGAAACCUGGGCCUUUACUCGGUCAGCUCAAAACUGGUGCAGAUAUUACUCUUCCAGAUGGCACAGUUGUUUUAAGCAAGGAUGUUUGCUCGCCAGCAACGCCAGGUCCUACUUUUAUAAUUGUAGAGUGUCCCUCAGAAGAUUACUUAGAGCCUUUUGUAAAUCAUCCUGCCUUUGUACGACAUCAGACGGGAACGGCGAACGAAGAUGAUAUACCAUACUGUGUCAUUCAUUUUACUCCGCAAGAAGUGAUAGAUAAUUCUCGCUAUGUGAACUGGAUGAGCAAAUUUGGUCUUAAUACGCGUCAUAUAGUCGUGAAUGAAGAGAACCAAUGCAUGGGCACUGAAGCGAUGCACAGACAUCAACACAAACUCCAUAUGUUGCACCCUGAGAUAUUCCCUUUUUUAAACGAGGAAAGCUUUCAAAAUAAAACAAGAGAGGAAGAUCUGCCCAUCAUACAUCGUCCCAAAACCCAUCAUACCAUUCAUCUACAGCCGCAACUGAGAUUUGAUACGAAAAAUGAGGUAUCGCUGCAUCCAGAAGAAUAUGUAAAUGAAGUUUUCGAGAUUGACGGCUUUUUAGAUGCGUUGGCGGAACUCCAAACAGAAAUCAACGCUCGAACGAAAACGUUAGAUAUUAGCAACGAAUAUCCGAAGAUUGUCAUGUUGGGUACUGGAUCUAGCAUACCAAGUAAAGUCAGAAACACGAGCGGCAUACUUCUACAAGUGGACAAAGACCACAGUAUAUUACUAGAUUGCGGAGAGGGCACGUUCGGGCAGAUAGUAAGAAUCUACGGGAAGUCUGAGACGCACAAUAUCCUAAAAACGAUAAAAGGAGUGUACAUAUCGCACAUGCACGCGGAUCAUCACAUAGGAUUGAUUGGCCUGCUGAAGGAGAGAAGGAAGGUCACAGAAGAUCCUUUGUAUCUGUUAGCACCAGGGCAUAUAAAUGCAUGGCUGCAGAUGUAUCAUACACAUUUUGAGCCCAUCUUAUAUCGAAUCACAUUGAUCAAGAACAGCGAGUUCUGCAUGGACUCGCAUAACCCAGAGUUGUAUAAGUACAGAACCAUGUAUAAUACACUGAACGUGCAAGCCAUACAGACAGUAUACGUCGAGCAUUGUCCUUAUUCUUAUGGUGUUUCCGUGACACUCCAUAAUGGGAAGAAAAUAGUAUAUAGUGGUGACACUAUGCCCUGUGAGCGUCUCGUGGAACUUGGUCAAAAUUGCGAUCUACUCAUCCAUGAAGCGACAAUGGAGGACGAUCUGAUAGAGGACGCCAAACUGAAGUUUCAUUCGACGGUCUCGCAGGCUAUACAAGCAGGCGAAAAGAUGAGAUCAAAGUUUACACUAUUGACGCAUUUUAGUCAACGCUAUUCCGUAAUACCUCACUUGCCGGACAACAAAAAUGGUCCUAAACUAGAUAACGUCGGCAUUGCGUAUGACAAUAUGCAUAUUAGUUUGUCGCAUUUGCCCUUGUUGCCUUUGAUGUACCCGAUAUUAAAAAUAAUGUUUAAUAAGUAUUAUCUAGAAAUAGAGGAUCGAGCUGCUCGAAGACAACGAAUAGCAGCUUAAUAAAUAUUUUAUAUUAAUAUAAAUUAUAGUACAACUUUUGUCUUACUGAUAUCUAACACAAUUUUCCAUCGUUGACUUUGAAAGUCUUGGAGAAACAUUUUUAACAAACUUCAAUGAAUGUUGCGCAGCAAUGGGUUUAACUAGCCGCUAAAAGUUUGCUUCUUUAAUUUUAACAUGUAAAAUAAUCAUUUAAACUGAUCUUUAAAUAAGGAUGGUUCAUGUAUCUUACGAUUUUUGUAUAAACUAGUUAAAGAAUCAAAGAAUCUUACUGAAACGGAAAACAGCAGACCUGUACAUAAUCUUGUAUAUAUGUAAAUCAGUUUACGAAAGGAACUACAUUUGUGUGGUUGAAAUAAUUCGGCGGUAAAGUCUUGACCAAUAAAAAAUUAUCUUAUUACAUCUUUUAAUUUAUUACAUCCAUUGUUCUUAAUGCGGCUCUAUCGUGAAAAAAUAGUAAAAAGAGAUAAUUGAGUAAUAAUACGUGUAUCGUCGUCGGCAAUCCGACCCAUACAUCUAAGCAACAUUUUGUUCAAAAAAAGUAAAAUAUUUAACAUAUAUUUUUGUUCGCUUUUUGCAUCGUGCACAUACUUAUGUUUUGUUCUUGUUUAAAAUUAAGCGACGCGAGAUGCACGUAUAGUAUUAUGCUAUAAUUACGAUAAUAUAAUGAUAUUGAAGAGGCAAACAUAUUUACAAGAGACUGACAUAUUUUAAUGUCUCUUCCUUUCUCUCUCUCUCUCUCUCUUUCUCACACACACAUUUCUCCU
Molecule: messenger RNA, 3384 nt
Organism: Cyphomyrmex costatus
Lineage: Eukaryota; Metazoa; Arthropoda; Insecta; Hymenoptera; Formicidae
Gene: RNaseZ
Product: ribonuclease Z
Exons: 7
Coding region: 185-2620 (811 amino acids)
Biological process (GO): mitochondrial tRNA 3'-end processing
Cellular component (GO): mitochondrion
Molecular function (GO): 3'-tRNA processing endoribonuclease activity
Source: RefSeq, a predicted model, not a curated record